Messenger RNA from Dermacentor albipictus, 4278 nucleotides. RefSeq names its product paired box protein Pax-6-like. The record is from RefSeq and is a predicted model, not a curated record. NCBI's taxonomy places the organism in Eukaryota, Metazoa, Arthropoda, Arachnida, Ixodida, Ixodidae. Gene Ontology annotation, molecular function: DNA-binding transcription factor activity, RNA polymerase II-specific; RNA polymerase II cis-regulatory region sequence-specific DNA binding. Gene Ontology annotation, biological process: regulation of transcription by RNA polymerase II; anatomical structure development.
AGUCAAUAUGCGUAAUUGGCAGCCUGCUAAAAGACGCUCCAUGAUUUUCGGCGAGGAUUAAAACUUUAUCUUACCUGAAGUUAGGCUACUUAACACUUUUGGGGGAUUAUAGGCGACGUACGCAAAUCUCACAAUCUUAUGACCUGAAAACCAACAAAAAACCAACAAAUAAAAGGAAAAUUGCGGGAAGCUACUUGAUAUACAGGUUUAAGCAAUAAAGGAGGUGUGGACUUGGCUUUUCAGGAGCCCUAUACGCAGUUUACAUAGUAACCGGCUAAAGAAACAAAGAGCAGAAAAAAAAACACCUGUAACAAGAACCUGCCAACGCAACCUCGCAGCCACCAGGUUGUCCUGCAUAAAGUCCGUUUAGUGCUGCAUGCUGCCCCCCGCAUCAAACGCACAAAGACGAGAUGCAUGUCGCGCGUAGUGUAGUGUCCAAUACGCCCAUAGGCCGGAGUCCAAACAUGGCAGAAGCGGGUUCCUACGCCGGCCGUCGACUUCUCCCUGACAGCAGUGGUCACUUCGCCGACGGUCGCCAACUCCGAACACGGUCCCGCGCAGGUUGCGAUGGUGCCAAAAGACCGCGGGGCACACGCUCACGAGCCAUACACGCACACACCCUCGCACACACACGGGCUCAACGCAGAAGCCCUCCGGAAAACACGGCGUUUAUCCACGCUGCGGGAGGCAAGUGGCCAGCUGCGGAAGCGAGCGCGUUUUUGCCCCCGCAGCCCUCGACGACUCCGGUCCGCCACGGAACCCCCCGCCGGCGGCGACGCACAGUCAACCGCCGAGGUCCCAAGGGUGAGGACGAGGGAAGGAGGGUUCGCGUAGACCCCCACUACAGGAGAGGGGACCGAGCCCCCCCUCGCCUUCCCUUCGAGGCACUUCAACCCCCUUUGGAAACAGUAGCAGACCCCCCCACCGCAACGAAGAGGCGGUUUCUCGAAGGCGUACCUCGCGGCGGACCCGAAGCCUCUCCCAUUGGCCCGCGGCGCUAAUGAGAUGCGCCGUUCGCGGGGCGUGUCCGCGGACCCCCGGGGAGAGGGUGAGGGCUGACGUCACGCCCGCACGCAGCGCUCCAUUGGUCCGAGGCGGCGAUUAUCUGAGCCGACAGCGUCGGCGGCCGAGCGCGACAGAGCGGGGCGACCGGCGAGUUCGGGUCGGCGAGUUCGGGCGUGAAAGCCGUUGGGCGCGGGGCCGUCGUCUCUGGCCAAGCGUGCGACACCGCUCUUCCCACGGCCCCGGAAAAUUCGCGGCCGCCGACCGGAAGAGGGGGUCCGAAGCGCGACGCCGGCCAGCCAAGCCGACCAUGGGCGCGCCUUGAAGUGAGGGGUCCCCGGCUGUUGCGGUGGCGGCUCGCCUCCUGUCGUCGUCGUCGUCUGCUACGCCCCCACUGCUGUACGCCAGGGUGACGCGGGCCUUGAGCCCGCCGGUGCGGCUGUCCACCGUGGAGCUGCAGCCGCUGGUUCGGGGAGCGCUGUCCGCCGCUGGGGACCACAUGCCCCACAAGGGACACAGCGGCGUCAACCAGCUCGGGGGCGUGUACGUCAACGGGCGGCCUCUGCCGGACUCGACGCGGCAGAAGAUCGUCGAGCUGGCGCACUCCGGCGCCCGGCCGUGCGACAUCUCGCGCAUCCUGCAGGUCUCCAACGGAUGCGUCUCCAAGAUACUCGGAAGGUACUACGAGACGGGCUCGAUCCGUCCCCGGGCGAUCGGGGGCAGCAAGCCUCGCGUGGCCACUCCUCCGGUCGUGGGCAAGAUCGCCGAGUACAAGCGCGAGUGCCCCUCCAUCUUCGCCUGGGAGAUACGAGACCGGCUCCUCUCCGAAGGGGUCUGCAACAACGACAACAUACCCAGCGUGUCCUCCAUCAACCGGGUCCUGCGAAACCUCGCCGCCCAGAAGGAGCAGCAGCAGCACCACCAGCACCAGCAGCAGACGCAGCACCACCACCACCACCAGGCUGCGGCGGCGGCGGCAGCGGCGGCCGCCGCGGCCGCGGCUGUGCACGGGGGCGGAUGCCCGGAGUCCGUGUACGACAAGCUGCGCAUGCUCAACGGCCAGCCCUGGCCCUGGUACCCGGCGAGCGCCGCGCCGCCGCCGCCCCUGUCCGCGGCCGCGGGGGGUCCGGCGCUGGCGCCGCCGAGUCCCCUGGCGGGGGCGCUCACGCCGUCGGCGCUCGCCGCAGCCGCCAGCCCCACGGCGCACGACGCCAAGAAGGAAGGCGGCGACGGUGGCACCUCCGACGGCAACUCGGAGAACAGCUCGUCGUGCGACGAGGACUCGCAGAUGCGGCUGCGGCUGAAGCGCAAGCUGCAGCGGAACCGGACAUCCUUCACCAACGAGCAGAUCGAGGCGCUCGAGAAAGAGUUCGAGCGCACCCACUACCCGGACGUGUUCGCCCGGGAGAGGCUGGCGGAGAAGAUCGCGCUUCCCGAGGCGCGAAUCCAGGUCUGGUUUUCCAAUCGGCGGGCCAAGUGGCGGCGCGAGGAGAAGCUGCGCAGCCAGCGACGCGCCGCGGAGUCCAGCGCUGCCGCCGCCGUCGGAGGGGGACCAGUGCACGGACGGCUCGCCGGUCCGCUGGCCGGAUACCCGGGUCUGAGCCAGCCCAUGGCUGCCGCCAUGCAGGACUCGUACAGCCCAAUGGCCGCCGGCAUGGGUUCGGGUCCGUGCCUGCAGCAACAACAUCGGGAUGCAGCCUCGUACUCGUACAUGCUGCACGACACUCUUGGCCUUGGUGCCUACUCCAGGGCAUCGGCCAACCCGGGCGGCCAGGGAAGCAUCACGGGCGGACACCCUGCCGCGUACGCGGUCAGCGGGGCCAGUCCCCAUGGUGCCGCAGGUGUCAUCUCUCCAGGCGUGACGGUGCCAGUGCAAGUCCCAGGCCAAACAACUGAUCUCUCGGUGCCGUCCAACUACUGGCCCCGACUACAGUGACAAUGGCCCAUGGUUGGGUACCCGACCGACCUGAGCCUUGCCAAGGGCAGCAGGUCGUACGCCAACCUCCAGGACCACUUCCCGGCCACAUGCGCCAACAAGGACUAGUCGCGCUCCAUGCGCCCACGAAGAAGCUCUGCUUUAGUCUUCUAGUCCGCACGGAUCCCGGCCAGUGCACAGCAGGACUCUGAUGAAUGGUGCAGCGAAAGUGCGUGCCCCUUCUUGCAGGGGUGUGAAGCAGUGGUCACAUUUUGUGAAAGUGCGUGCAGUUGCUCACGUGGCAGCCCCCUGUAUUUGUUUCAGUUCACUGACCUGCGGCCAACUGUUUGUGUAAAUUGCAGUGGGUUGAGAACAGCGGCGCAUAAACUGUUGUGCUAAAGCUAAGUGUUCCCAGGUAGCACUUCAGGAUUUGUGAGUACUGUUGGCUGAAACGCUAAAUGUUUGCGAAGUUUCUCAAUGCUACAAUACAUGGCGACCUUGCUGUCACCACAACAGGCCUUGUGAAUUGUUAAUUAAGCAGCAUAAUCACUGAAUGACUCUACGUUGUUUAGCCAGCCUUCCCUGUUACACACUGCUCCAAAAUUCAUGGUUUGUUGCAGCAUGCACAUGACAAGGAUAUGGCAUUAAUAUGUAUGUAGCAAAAGAGCAUGGAUUUGGUCAAAGUGGGACUUACGCAGUAAAUGCCUUCAAACAGAUGUAACUGCACAACUGGUCACAAAGCAAGUCUGCUGCUUUCACUUCCUGUAAUCAUCAUUGCGUGUCAUGAACACUCUAAACACGUGUGCCUCGACCGCCGAUUGUCGCAACCACAGUGGACGAUGAGACCAGUAGAUACUGGCAAGAGCCCCCAAGGUUGCUAGUGAAUAUAAGGACUUUGUUCUAGUCGACCACACUUGUGAGCGCCCCCAUCUUUUUUUCAUUGUUCUCAACAUGUCACCUAACCUUGCCAUCCUCUACUUUCCAAAUGAGCUGUCUCAAGUGUUGUCAAUGUUGUCAUCGCAAUCAAGCCACAGCUCAUCUCCCUAGGCCUCAAAUUUUCGACCACAAGUCUCUUGGGCAGUGCAAAUGCAAUCCAGCCGACACUAACCCGUGCAUACUUGACACUUUGUCUGUGGUGCAAAUGCAGUUCCAGCCGACAAUAUGUGUGUUCUCUCAGGUGGGUGAUUGAAAUACUCACUACACUGCCCGCAUCAUCCAAUGUGACACUACAGUUACGUUUAUGUUUGUUUUUGUUUGCAUUUUAAAGAUGUGCAGUUGUGCUGUUUUCUUGUCUCUGUUCCCUCACGCGUAUCUGGAAUGCCAGAAACACUCUGUCAACAAGACCUAGACUGCAACAAUUA